Messenger RNA from Sinocyclocheilus rhinocerous, 6691 nucleotides. RefSeq names its product tenascin-like. Gene Ontology annotation, molecular function: protein binding. The transcript is spliced from 24 exons. NCBI's taxonomy places the organism in Eukaryota, Metazoa, Chordata, Actinopteri, Cypriniformes, Cyprinidae. Bases 305 to 5473 code for a protein of 1722 amino acids. The record is from RefSeq and is a predicted model, not a curated record. Gene Ontology annotation, biological process: regulation of cell adhesion; neuron projection development.
UCACUCAUUCCCUCUCUCAGCAUCAGCAGACAUACACUGGCUGGAUGGAGCACUCUCACUGAGAGCAGAGAGACAGGAGGGAAUGACAGGACUGUCAUCUGUCUAAAGAAAAUUAAAAAGCACUUCAAGAGUUCCUGAUGUUUUUAACCUUUCGUUUGGCAACACAUCGCAGUUCCCUAGACGGAGGCACGUCUCUGAGCCUGUAGAGGAGGAUUGGUCUCACUAAGGAUCAAACCCACAUCUCCAGUAUCUUAAAACAGUUUGAACAAUCACACCAGUAAGAAGAGUCAAGGAGCAAAUCAUCAUGGGGAUGCGAGGCCUGCUACUGGCCUGUGUGGCAGUAGCCUUGUUAGUUCAUCUCUCUAGUGCUGGCCUGGUGAAAAGAGUAAUUAGACACAGAAGAGAAUCACUGUCACCGACCACUGAGAACUUGACCCUCCCAAGUCCUGAUCAGCCUGUGGUUUUUAACCAUGUAUACAACAUCAACGUUCCCUCUGGAUCCCUGUGCUCUGUGGACUUGGAUUCACCUGAAACAACACCAGUGAAGCCAAAACCGGCCAAUCUGCAGUCUGACCAACACAUAGAACACACCAUGGACGGAGAGAAUCAGAUUGUUUUUACGCAUAGGAUUAAUAUUCCUAAGCAAGCUUGCGGUUGUGAUAACCACAUGCCUGACCUGAAGGAUCUUCUGAACAGGCUGGAAAUGCUGGAGGCAGAGGUAUCCAGUCUAAGAGAGCAGUGCACCAGUGGAACAGGCUGCUGUAGUGCUCAGGUUACAGCAGGUGAAGUCACAACCAAACCCUACUGCAGUGGCCGUGGAAACUACAGCACUGAGACCUGCAGCUGUGUGUGUGAGCCCGGUUGGAAGGGAGUCAACUGCUCUGAGCCAGAAUGCCCAAACUUUUGCCAGGAUCAAGGCCGUUGUGAAGACGGCAAGUGUGUCUGCUUCGAGGGCUUCGGCGGUGAGGACUGCAGCAUCGAGCUGUGCCCUGUGGAUUGCGGUGAGAAUGGAGAGUGCAUUGACGGGGCUUGCAUCUGUGCUGAGGGCUUCAUUGGUGAGGACUGCAGUUUGACCAACUGCCUAAACAACUGCCUAGGCAGGGGGCGCUGUGUGGAUGACGAAUGUGUAUGUGACGAGCCUUGGACGGGCUUUGACUGCUCCGAGCUCAUCUGUCCCAAUGACUGCUUCGACCGUGGCCGCUGUGACAAUGGAACCUGCUAUUGUGAAGAGGGCUUUACUGGGGAGGACUGUGGGGAGCUUACCUGCCCCAAAAACUGCAAUCACCGUGGCAGGUGCGUCAAUGGACAGUGCGUCUGCAACAUUGGCUACAGCGGAGACGACUGCUCCAAGCUAACCUGCCUCAAUGACUGCAAUCAGAGAGGGCACUGCUUCAAUGGGAAGUGCAUAUGUGAUCCUGGGUUCGAGGGUGAGGACUGCAGCAUUCUUUCCUGCCCUGACAACUGCAAUGACAGGGGACAGUGCGUCAACGGUGAGUGUAUUUGUGAUGAUGGAUAUGAAGGUGACGACUGCUCUGAGCUUUCCUGCCCCAAUAACUGUCACGAUCGUGGCAGAUGCGUCAACGGGAAGUGCAUUUGCAAAGUUGGCUUUGCUGGAGAAGACUGCAGCAUCAAGACCUGUCCCCAUGACUGCCAUGAACGCGGAGAGUGUGUGGACGGCAAAUGCAUUUGCCAUGAUGGCUUUGCUGGAGAACACUGUGGCAUCAAGACCUGUCCCCAUCACUGCCAUGGACAUGGGCAGUGUGUGGACGGCAAGUGCAUUUGCCACCAUGGCUUUGCUGGAGAAGAUUGCAGCAUCAAAACCUGUCCCAGUCACUGCCAUGGACAUGGACAAUGUGUGGACGGCAAGUGCAUUUGCCAUGAUGGUUUUGCUGGAGAAGAUUGCAGCAUCAAAACCUGUCCCAAUGACUGUCAUGAGCGUGGAAAGUGUGUGGAUGGCAAGUGUGCUUGCCAUGAUGGUUUUGCUGGAGAAGACUGCAGCAUCAAAACCUGUCCCAAUGACUGUAAUGAGCGUGGACAGUGUGUGGAUGGCAAGUGCGUUUGUCAUGCUGGUUUUUCAGGCCAUGACUGCAGCGAGUUGACUUGCCCCAAUGACUGCUAUAACAGAGGACUUUGUGUAAAUGGCCAAUGUGUGUGUAACAGCGGGUUCACUGGGGAGGACUGUGGUACAAAGGCGUGUCCCAACAACUGCCUGGACCGUGGCUACUGUGAAGAUGAAAAGUGUGUCUGUUCUGAGGGCUACACCGGUGAGGACUGCUCUGUUCUGACCUGCCCAGCAAACUGCAAUGAUCAAGGCCAAUGUCUGAAUGGAAUGUGCAUAUGUGAUUUAGGCUUCACUGGCGACGACUGCUCUGAAAUCUCCCCACCCAGAGACCUGACUGUGACUGAGGUCGAUCCAGAAACAGUGUAUGUUGCCUGGGUCAAUGAGAUGCUCGUGACGGAGUAUCUUAUCAACUAUGUGCCUACGGCUCCUGGCGGUUUGGAGAUGGAAAUGAGAGUUUCUGGUGAAAAGAAGACAGCCACUAUUAGGGAGUUGGAGCCUGGCAUAGAGUACCUAAUCAGUGUCUUUGCUGUCCUGAACAGCAAGAUGAGUGUCCCUGUCAGUGCCAGAAUAGCCACACAUCUUCCUGAACCUGAGGGUCUGAAAUUCAAAUCGGUUAGAGAGACCUCAGUGGAGGUUAAGUGGGACCCCUUGAACAUCCCAUUUGAUGGCUGGAACCUCAUCUUCAGAAACACAAAAGAAGAGGAUGGAGAGAUUUUGAACUCUCUCACCGCUCCUGAGACCACCUUUGAGCAGUCUGGUCUUGGACCUGGACAAGAGUAUGAAGUCAAACUUGAGGUCUUAAAGAACAACACUCGUGGACCCCCAGCCAGCAAGAACAUUGUCACAAUGAUUGAUGCUCCCAGCCAGGUGGAUGUGCGUGAUGUGACAGACACUACAGCCCUUAUCACCUGGUUUCAGCCUGUCGCUCAGGUGGACGGGAUCUCUGUGUCCUAUGGCCCAAUCACAGAUAUAGACAGGAACACAAUAGAGUUUUCCUCCAUGGAUACCCAGUACCAUCUGGCUGAGCUGUACCCUGACACAGAGUAUGAGGUCUCUCUCAUGGCCCGCAGGGGAGAGAUGACCAGCUUUCCGGUCUUUGAGACCUUCACAACAGACCUUGAUGCCCCCAGCAACCUCAAGACAGUUGAACAGACAGAUGAGAGUAUAACUCUGGAGUGGAAAAACAGCAUGUCUGAUGUCCUCAAUUACCGCGUCAAAUACGGCCCACUUUCUGGAGGGGAGCAUGGAGAACUGGUCUUCCCCAGCGGCCCGCAAGAUACCACUCAGGCUAAAAUCACUGGCCUUAGGCCCGGGACGGAGUAUGGAAUGGGAGUGACGUCAAUCAAGGAAGAGCGUGAGAGUUUGCCUGCGACGACCAAUGCUGUGACUGAUAUUGAUGCUCCCAAAGACCUUGAAGUAAGUGAGACCACGGAGACCACAUUGGCACUGGUUUGGAGAAGGCCGGUCGCCAAAAUCGACACCUAUGUGCUAGUGUUUACAUCUGCGGAUGGCACAGAAACUGAAUUGGAGGUACCUGGUGCUGCCAAUACCUACAUCCUGACUGACCUGAAUCCUGGCAUGCUGUACACCAUCAGCCUGACUGCCAAGAGAGGAAGAAAGAUGAGUGUGCCAGCCACUCUGUCAGCAUCCACAGAUGAAGAGAAGCCUCAGGUGGGCAACAUCACCAUCUCUGAUGUGUCCUGGGACAGCUUCAGUGUGUCCUGGGAGCUGGACAGAGGAGAGGUUGAGGGCUUUCUGGUUGAAGUAUCUGACCCAGAUGGCUUAUCUGAUGGCCAGAACCAUACACUAUCUAGCCAGGAGUUCAGCCUGGCUGUCACUGACCUCUCCCCUAGUACUUUCUACAGGGUCAUACUGUAUGGGCUGUACAAGGGAGAGCUCUUAGAUCCUGUCUUUGCUGAAGCCAUCACAGGUCUGGGAACACCCAAGGAGAUACGCUUUUCUGAUGUGACCGAUACAUCGGCCACUGUUCACUGGACUUUGCCCCGUACCCAUGUAGACAGCUACCGGGUCACCUAUGUGCCCAUUCAGGGUGGCAGCCCUAUGACACUGAGAGUAGAUGGAGGAGAGUCUCAAGCCAUGCUGCCUAAUCUGACCCCUGGAGUGACCUACCAGGUCACUGUCAUCGCUGUGAAGGGUUUGGAGGAGAGUGAACCAGGAUCUGAUAGAGUCACGACAGCCCUGGAUAAGCCUCGAGGUCUGACAGCAGUCAACAUCACUGACACUGAAGCUCUGCUGCUGUGGCAGCCGUCCAUUGCUACUGUGGAUGGAUAUGUCAUCACUUACAGCGCAGACAGUGUGGCUCCAGUGAUGGAACGGGUGUCUGGGAACACUGUGGAGUUUGAGUUGAGCUCCCUCACACCUGCCACCUUAUACACCGUUAAAGUUUAUGCUGUCAGAGAAGCAGCCAAGAGCGCUGCAACCACCACAGAGUUCACCACCGAUGUUGAUGCCCCUCAGAAUCUGGCUGCCAGUAAUAUUCAAACAGAAAGUGCCAUGUUGACAUGGAAGCCACCAAGAGCAGACAUCAGUGGGUACAUCCUCAGCUUUGAGUCCGCUGAUGGCAUUGUCAAGGAGGUUGUCCUUAGCCCCACGGCAACAUUUUACAGCAUGUCUCAGCUGACUUCCUCCACAGAGUACACAGUCAGACUGCAGGCCAUCGCUGGGCCAAAGAGAAGCAGAAUCAUCUCGACAGUCUUCACCACCAUUGGAGUGCUAUACAAGCAUCCUAAAGACUGCUCGCAGACUCUGUUAAAUGGAGAAACAACCUCAGGCCUGUACACUAUUUACCUGCGUGGAGAUGAGAAUCAGCCUCUGCAGGUCUACUGUGAUAUGACCACUGAUGGAGGUGGCUGGAUUGUGUUUGUGAGACGGCAGAGCGGUAAAGUAGAGUUUUUCAGAAACUGGAAGAACUACACUGCAGGCUUCGGUGACCUGAAUGAUGAAUUCUGGUUGGGUCUCUCUAGCCUCCAUAAGAUCACCUCCUCUGGGCAGUAUGAGCUGCGUGUGGACCUCAGAGAUAAGGGCGAGUCUGCAUAUGCGCAGUAUGACAAGUUUUCAGUCUCAGAACCACGCAGUCGUUACAAAGUGCAUGUUGGAGGAUACAGCGGCACUGCAGGUGACUCAAUGACGUAUCACCACGGCCGUCCAUUCUCGACCUACGAUAAUGACCACGAUAUAGCUGUCACCAACUGUGCUCUGUCUUACAAGGGAGCUUUCUGGUAUAAAAACUGUCAUCGAGUGAAUAUAAUGGGACGAUACGGAGACAACAGUCAUAGCAAGGGUGUAAACUGGUUCCACUGGAAGGGUCAUGAGCACUCCAUCGAGUUCGCAGAGAUGAAGUUCAGGCCCACCAACUUCAGGAAUUUUGAGGGAAGGAGAAAGCGAUCGUAAACCAGUGCUCUCCAACUCGAACCAAGCAACCCUCCACUGCUGACCAUUUGCCCCUUGUUUCUCCUGCAUCCUCUCAUCCCCUUCAUCUACCAAAGUCACUGCCAGAAGCCCAGCCUGCUCUUCACACUCUCCUAUUCAUGGAGAACAAGUACAAAAAAGUUUUCACCCCCCAUUCAAAGCUACAGUCCAUACACAGUUGUGUGUGUACCACUUCUGUGCAUGUCAAUCUGACAGUAAACCAAUAGACUCAUAGUGAAGUGUUUAACAUUACACACUGUGCCUGUACAUCUUAAGCACACCAAAGACAGACACUCCAGUAACAUCUAUAUGAUACAAUGCCUACGGAGAGGAGAUUUUGAGUUUGGCUUGGUGCUUUCCAGUUUAAAAAAUAAUGAUAUUAUUCUUUCUGUAUAUCCCAUACAGUUACAGUGGGAAGAGUUGAAUGUUUGUGUGUGGUAUUUUUGCUUCAGAGCCUCUUCCCUAGCUAGGCUGUGAAUUAGCCUCAACAAUUAUUUAUCCUUUAACUUCUCAAUUAGGGCUAGAUGUUUAAUGGCACACGGUAAAAACUCAGCAUUUAAUAUGCAGGACUGCAUAAAAAUAUCUAGUGGGGAGGCUCAGAGAUUUUUUUUUCAUCUCUUUUGACUGUCUGUGACAAAUCUAAGUACCCAUGCUCUCUGUUUUCUCUCUCCCACAACUCAUGCAUUCAUCAGUUCUGAAGUGGUGCAUUUCUGCAACCAGUACAUACACAGUACUGCUAAGUGUUUAUAUGCACCUUUCGUCGUGUUUCCUGUACCCUAUAACUAUAUGGGCAUUCAGUCACAGAGCAUAAGAAUCUUGAUUUGUUGAUUGUUAUCCUCUAAAAAAAUUUUUUUAAUGAAACAAAAGUUAAGGCAGGACCUAUGUUCAGUCUUUUGUUUAAGUGAUACUGUGUAAUGUUCAAGAUUCAGGAAAAGGAAAAGUAAUGGCCAGGUGAUUGGAAUUAUUGUAAACAUAGCCUCAUAUGAAAGUUCUGUUUGCAAAAAAUAAUUAAGAAUUAAUAUACAGAAAUAAGUCUUUGUGUUUGCCCCUACCCUGUUUUCGACUUAACCACUGACCCUAUACAAUACCUGUGUAAAUUAUGUCUCGAUUUGGUAUUUGAAUAUUUUUGUUUGUUUGUUUGUUUAUUAAAUGGGUGUACAACAGGUGUUUCUUUGUAACCCCUCUUACAAUAAAACGGAU